GAAUUAGAAUGUCUCUGAAAAAAGAAUGUGAUUAUAUUUAUAUAUUUAAUAUUAUUUGUGGCGCCGACAAACUGACCAAAAAUUAUGGAAAUUACCUAUAAACUUCCGAAUUUAGAAGAAUGAAACAUCCAAGAAAAGAAUUUAAAAAAGAAAAAAAAUACAACAUUGGUUACCGUGUGACAAUAAUUCAUCAAUGUGAAUCAUUAUUUUAACGUUUUGCUUUCCAAAUAUAUAAAAUUAAAAAAAAGAAAAGAAAAAAAAAAAGAGUCAAAGUUGGAUCCUUUUAUUUGAUCGCCUUCCGUUUCUCAGUUGUUAUUGAUCGAUCGUAUGAACAAUAUGCAAUGGCCAUAGAUCAGACCAAGAAGCUCAAGAAUCUCAUCGACGCUUUCAAAGAUCAGGCCUCAAUAAUCAAAGCCACUUUCUCAAUUCAUCGCCGUUCAUCUUCCAUUAAAGUCGCCGUCGUCCGUGCCACCACGCACGGCGCCAGAAACCCACCUUCCGACGCCCGACUCGCUGCUCUGUUAGCCCUUGGAAAUGACUUCCGUUCCUCCACGGCAUUUGUCUGCAUCCAAGCCUUGAUGGAACGGCUUCAUACAACCACGAGCGCCGCCGUGGCCAUGAAAUCGCUUUUCACUCUGCAUAUAAUUGUAAUUCGAGGUCCGUUUAAUCUGAGGGAUGAGGUGGCGUUUUCCCCUUAUUACGGAGGGCGAAAUUUUCUAAAUUUGUCCGCGUUUCGCGACGUAUCGGACUCGGAGAUGAGCGAGUUGUCGUGUUGGGUGAGAUGGUAUGCAGGGGUUGUGGAACAUAUCAGGAAAUUGGAUUGGAUUCUGUAUUUUCGUUCAAGAAAUCCCGAAAUUGUGGAAGGUAAAGACAGGAAGAUUCCCGAAUUGUUGGAGGAAUUGGAUGUUCUUUUGGGUUUUUUAGAGCGGAUUUCGGAAGUUCCCGAGUCGUUGCAUGUCCAGAAAUCGGAUUUGGUUUACGAGGUUGUGAGAUUGGUUCUGGAGAGUUACCGGUUGGUGCAGAGGGAGAUUCGGGUCCGAGUUAACGAAAUCGGAAACAGAGUCGAGUGGCUGAGUCGGGACGAGUUAACCGAGUCGGUGGAGAUUCUGACUCGGAUGGAAAAUUGCAGAAGGAAAGUGAGUGUGUUGUUUGUGAACAGAGGGAAGAACGAUGAGUUGUGGGAACUGGUGACGUGUACGAAAGGGAAACUGGUGGAGCGGAGGAGGAGGAUGACGACAAUGACCGAGUCGACUCGGUUGUGGAACCCGUUUGUUGAACCGGGUUCAUUGAGACCGUUGGGCCCGGCUUUGCUUCCACUGACCGUUUCAACGGUAGGAUAGUUCGAACCUUUUGUCUGUUUCUUUGAGCUUGAAAUCCGUUAAAAAGAAAGGAUUUUUUUUUUUUUUUUUUUUUUUUUUGAAAAAUGUGAAAAAGUUACCUGUUAUGUUUUUUUAUUCCUUGGGUUUUGAGUUUUUACUCAUUGUAAAGUGUAUUGGUGUGGCUUUGUGCAUAAAUGACGUUAAAUGAAAUGGUUCGGUUUAGUUUGGGUUA
Molecule: messenger RNA, 1551 nt
Organism: Cucurbita maxima (winter squash)
Lineage: Eukaryota; Viridiplantae; Streptophyta; Magnoliopsida; Cucurbitales; Cucurbitaceae
Product: putative clathrin assembly protein At4g40080
Exons: 1
Coding region: 342-1340 (332 amino acids)
Biological process (GO): vesicle budding from membrane; clathrin-dependent endocytosis; clathrin coat assembly
Cellular component (GO): clathrin-coated pit; clathrin-coated vesicle
Molecular function (GO): 1-phosphatidylinositol binding; clathrin heavy chain binding; phosphatidylinositol-4,5-bisphosphate binding
Source: RefSeq, a predicted model, not a curated record